AUGGCCCGACUCACAAUCUUGGCUGGGCUGUCACUUUUAAUGUGCCUUCAAAUGGUGUCAUCUACCAAACUGGUGUGCUACUUCACCAACUGGUCCCAGUACAGACCAGGUGUUGGCAAAUAUAUGCCAGCCAAUGUUGAUCCCAACCUCUGCACGCACCUGAUCUAUGCCUUCUCAAUAAUCAACCAUGCCAACGAGCUGACCACCUACGAAUGGAAUGACGAUGUUCUCUAUAAGGCCUUCAACGCCCUCAAGAACAGAAACCCUGAGCUGAAGACUCUGUUGGCUGUCGGUGGAUGGAAUUUUGGAUCUACACAAUUUACCAUCAUGGUUUCAUCCCCUGCCAACCGUCAGAGGUUCAUCCAGUCCUCUAUCCGUUUCUUGAGAUUGCAUGGUUUUGAUGGGCUUGACUUGGAUUGGGAAUAUCCUGGGGCUCGGGGAAGCCCUCCAGAGGACAAGGAGAGAUUCACAGUGCUUUGCAAGGAGUUACUUGAUGCAUUUGAAAAGGAAGCUAUUGCCACAAAAAAACCGAGGCUGAUGCUCACAGCUGCAGUGGCUGCUGGGAAGGGAAAUAUUGACAAUGGAUAUCAAAUCGCUGAGGUGUCAAGGUACCUGGACUUCAUAAAUAUCAUGACCUAUGACUUCCAUGGUGCAUGGGACCCAUUCACUGGGCACAACAGCCCUCUGUACCGCAGCUCUGUGGAUGUUGGGGAGCACAUCUACUUCAAUGUGGACUUUGCUAUGAAAUACUGGAGAGACAAAGGAGCCCCUGUUGAAAAGCUUAUGAUGGGUUUUGCAACCUAUGGACGCACAUUUCGCACAACUUCAGCAGCCAAUGGUGUUGGAGCACCUGCCAGUGGAGCAGCCUCUGCCGGGCCCUACACUCGCGAGGCUGGGUUUUGGUCCUACUAUGAGAUUUGCACCUUCGUUCAAGGAGCCAGUAUCCAUUGGAUUGAUGAGCAAAAGGUACCCUAUGCCAUCAAAGGCAAUGAAUGGGUUGGAUUCGAUAACAAGCAGAGCUAUGAAAUCAAGGUACAAUAUCUGAAAGACAACAAGUUUGGAGGCGCCUUCAUCUGGGCCUUGGACCUGGAUGACUUUGCCGGACAGUUCUGUGGUCAGGGUACCUACCCCCUCAUCAGCCAUCUACGCUCUCUUCUGGCCUCAGAUUUGCCAACUCUUCCUCCCCCAACAACCCAUCGGCCUGUGAUCACAACGAAUGGCCCGGGCCCUGCCACAAACACUACGGCUGCUGCUGUCACCAUAACCACUGCUGCCACUGCCACUACAGCUGCUGCCACCACCACGACCACUGCUGCUGCCACCAGGACUACCACUUCUGUUUCUGGUGCAGAUUUCUGUCGGGGGAAGGUUGACGGCCUCUACAUAAAUGAGAGAGACGGCAACUCUUUCUACCAGUGUUUCCAAGGAUACACUUACCUCCAGAGAUGCCCAGCAAAUCUUAUUUUCAGUGACCAAUGCAAGUGCUGCAACUGGCCUUAA
Myripristis murdjan (pinecone soldierfish) is the source of this 1500-nucleotide messenger RNA. RefSeq names its product acidic mammalian chitinase-like. Bases 1 to 1500 code for a protein of 499 amino acids. Gene Ontology annotation, cellular component: extracellular region. The record is from RefSeq and is a predicted model, not a curated record. Gene Ontology annotation, biological process: carbohydrate metabolic process. The transcript is spliced from 11 exons. NCBI's taxonomy places the organism in Eukaryota, Metazoa, Chordata, Actinopteri, Holocentriformes, Holocentridae. Gene Ontology annotation, molecular function: hydrolase activity, hydrolyzing O-glycosyl compounds; chitin binding.